Drosophila grimshawi is the source of this 4677-nucleotide messenger RNA. It is a transcript of the gene Tep4, whose product is annotated as CD109 antigen. Lineage: Eukaryota; Metazoa; Arthropoda; Insecta; Diptera; Drosophilidae. The transcript is spliced from 7 exons. The record is from RefSeq and is a predicted model, not a curated record. Gene Ontology annotation, cellular component: extracellular region. Bases 158 to 4588 code for a protein of 1476 amino acids. Gene Ontology annotation, molecular function: endopeptidase inhibitor activity.
CAGUCGCAGCUCAGCUCUGAGCCCGGUAGGUUGUGUGGCAUCGCUUGCUUGAGCUUUUCCCCCAACCGCAUUUUAUAUUUGUUCACAAGUCGCUAUUCAAUUACAAGUUUUUGCUAUUUUCUCGUUUACUCCCCGUUAACUAAAACCAAAAAACAAAAUGCGACGCUUAGACGCUUUUGGUGUCAUCGCUAGUGCGGUUCUGGUGCUCCUAUUACAAAUGGCCGAACCAGUCAAAUGCGAAGGUCAAUACACCAUUGUUGGCCCGGGAACCAUACACUCGAAUCGCGACUACAAUGUUGCUGUGGCUGUGCACCAUACCAAGGAGCCGGUUACGUUGAAGGUUGGGAUUACGGGUCCGUCGUACAAUGACACCCAAACGGUUGAGUUGGCCAACGCUGAUGAGCCCAAGCAGAUCACCUUUAAGCUGCCCCCGUUGGUGUCGGGUGACUAUAACCUAACCGCCGAGGGUGUGUCCGGGCUGGAUUUUAAAAACUCCACGAAACUCAACUGGGAGAAAUUCCGGCCGUAUGUGACACUGCAAACGGACAAGGGCAAAUAUAAACCUGGCGAUAUAAUCAAUUAUCGCGUCCUCUUCCUGGACGAGAAUCUGAGGCCGACGGAUGCCGAUGAUGAAGUUGUUGUAUGGUUCGAGGAUUCAAAAAAAAAUCGCAUUAAGGAACUGAAGCACAUCAAGACCCGCACCGGUGUCUAUACGGGCAAAUUUGAAUUGUCCGAUUUCGCCACAUUGGGCUCGUGGACACUGACCACUCAGAACGGGAAUCCCUUUGAGAAUGAGCGCGCCUACUUCAAUGUGGAGAAAUAUGUGCUGCCUAAGUACAUCGUGAAAAUGGAUGCCACACAGCAGGUGUCUGUCCGGGAUGGCGACAUGCAGGUGGUAAUCAAGGCCAAUUAUACAUACGGCAAACCGGUUAAUGGGAAAGUUGUGCUCAAUCUGCACACGGAUGAGUCGAGCACUUGGAGCAAUGUGGAUGGCAAAACUGUGCGCACAGACACACCGGGACAUGCAAUUAUUCGUUCCGCUGACAUGGUCAAUGGCAAGGCCAAGUUUGAUAUUAAUGUUAAGGAAUUUGCCAGCUAUUUGCCGCACAAGACAUCAUCGACAUAUGCCCAGAUCCUGGCCACCGUUGAGGAGGAAUUUACGGGUGUUCAGCUCAAUGAAACGUCUGGCACGCAAAUAUUCCCCUAUCGCUAUGAAAUGUACUGUGCGGACUAUCAGAGCUGCUACUCCUUUAAGCCGGACCAGGAGCACCAGAUGAUCUUUAAGAUAAGCCUAGUGGAUGGCACACUGCUCCAGGACACUAAGACGCCGGUGAAGGUCAAGUUCACAGAGGGCAUUCGUCGCAGCCAUUACGGUGACGAAUCGGAAUUGCCAAAAAUUGAGAAUAAAACCCUGGAAUUCGAGAGCCAUCUAAAUGAGUCCAGUCUAGCUGUCUUUAAUUUGGUGCUGCCCGAUCUGCCGGACAUGGAGAACUACACCCGUUACUACACCAUCCAGCUAGAGUUUGAGGACGAACAGCGUCAAUUGUACACAACCUAUCCGUAUAGGGAGCCCAAGAAGGUUGAGAAAACUCCCGACGAAAUCGAGAAGGCAAGUGAAUGGUUCAACCUCGACGUACAACGUCCCAACAAGGACAUUUGGGGUCUCACAAUCGGUCAGGAAUAUCAGGUGACCCUCAACUCGAGUCGUCCGCUCAAAUACUUUGUGUACAACAUCAUCGGACGUGGCAAUGUUCUGCACACAGAACGCGUUGUGCUCAGUGAACCAAAAACCGUGUAUAAUAUUAGUAUGACGCCGUCAUUCUAUACGACACCCUAUGGCAAGAUGUAUGUCUACUAUGUGGAUGACACUGGCGAAUUUCGUUAUGCCGAGACAACAUUCCAUGUGAUUGUCAAGUUGCAGAAUCAAAUUAAUAUCACCGCACCCGCCGAGGUUAAGCCCGGCGCCGAGGUUGAGCUGGAGAUUAGGACAGCACCAAUGUCAUUCGUUGGCCUAAUGGCCGUCGAUCAGAGUGUUCUGCUCUUGGGCAGCAACAAUGAUAUCAGCAAAAAUUCAUUUUCAUGGCGCCUCAGUCGCUACAGUACCUAUACAGCCUGGCAGGGUGGCUAUUCUUACUAUCCGGGCGAACGCAGCGGCGUUGUCACCAUGACCAAUGCCAACUUCUUCUAUGAUCGCACUCCACCCAAAUAUGGUAUAGGCUUUCAGUCAAUCGCCCAUCGCAAGACAGCAAUGGUAGCGAGUGAUGGUCUGCAAACAACCGCUGCGGCUUUUGGUGCUGCACCUGCAGCUCAUUUCGCUGAGUCAGGUGUUGGUGUUGGUAGUGCUGGUACUGCUGCUAAUGCUCCUGUCGUGCGCAAGAACUUUGUGGAGACCUGGAUAUUCGACGAUAUCGAGAAUACCAAGACAGAAAUCUUCAAAUGGGUGAAGAAAAUACCGGAUACAAUUACAAGCUGGGUGGUGACAGCAUUUGCCGUGCAUCCGGAGAAGGGUUUGGCCGUCACCGACGAUCAGCUUAAAAUCAAAACGUUCCAGCCGUUCUUUGUGUCCGUCCGUCUGCCGUAUUCUGUGAAACGUGGCGAGGUAAUCAAUGUGCCCGCUCUCGUCUUCAACUAUCUGCCCAAGAACCUUGAUGUGGAGGUCUCGCUGGACAACGAGGACAACGAAUACGAUUUUGUGGAUAUCUCAAACGAGGUGAUUGGCGAACAGAAGCGUUCCCAAACGGUGCGUGUGGAAGCCAAUUCGGCAGCCGGUGUAAAUUUCCUGCUGCGUCCAAAGAUCAUUGGCAGCAUACUGUUGAAGUUUACGGCAAUUUCACCGCUGGCCGGCGAUGCUAUCCACAAGACGCUCAAGGUAGUGCCCGAGGGCGUCACCGAGUAUCGGAAUCGUGCCUUCUUCGUCAAUCUGAAGGAUGUGCACGAGCAUAAGGACACCAUCGAGCUGGACUUGCCCGAUGAUAUUGUGCCCGAUUCGCAGCAUGUUGAAUUCGGUUUCGUUGGCGAUCUGCUCGGUCCGGUCGUCAAGAAUAUGGAACAUUUGCUCCGUUUGCCUAGCGGCUGCGGUGAACAGACAAUGUCCGCAAUGGUGCCCAACUAUCUAGUCCAUGACUAUCUGAACAGCCUGAAUAAGCUAACGCCCGAACUGGAGAAACGCAUCAAGCGCAAUUUGGAGCAGGGCUAUCAGCGUAUGUUCCACUAUCGUCAUGACGAUGGCAGCUACAGUUCCUUUGGUCCUGGCAAGUGGCGCGAGGAGGAUCCGGAACGCAAUGGCUCCACCUGGCUGACAGCGUAUGUGCUGAGCUCCUUUGCCCAGAUGAAGAAUAUCAUCAAGGUGGACGACAACCAACUGGACAGCAGCUAUCAAUUCCUCAUCAAUCAUCAGGCGGAGAAUGGCAGCUUCUUUGAGAAUGGCGAGUAUUUCUAUACCUCGCAGAGUUCCAGGUUGUCCAUGACGGCCAAUGUGCUAUUGGCUUUGAUGGAGCAACCGAAACCUAAUCAGACAGCCAUCGAUAAGGCUGUAGCCUAUCUGAGUGCCGAGACAAAUGCGGUGAAUACGAAGGAGGAACUAUUGCCCCGGGCAAUUGCCACGUAUGCCCUGCAGAAGGUGAAGGCUGCCGAUGCUGGCAAGCAUGUGGCCACACUGAAGGCACUGGCCAAGACCGAGGACGAUCGCACCUGGUGGGCCGAGGAUGAUCAAAAGGUGCGUUUCGGCAAAUGUGACCGCUGGUGUUACUGGAUUUUCAGUCGCGACAUCGAGAUCACCUCAUAUGCCCUGCUCGCACUGCUCGAAACGGAGCAAGAGACGCCAGCCUCGGUGCUGAAUUCGAUACGCUGGCUGGUGGCGCAACGGAAUAGUUAUGGUGGCUUCUCCUCCACACAGGACACCAUUGCUGGCCUCCGGGCACUCAUUAAGUUCGCUAAAAAGUCCGGCUAUGAGCCGGCCAGAUGGGAAGUGUCCAUCUCCAAUCAGGGUCUGCGCGAGAAAACGGAAAAACUUCAACUGAACGCUGACAAUGAUUUGCUGCUGCAAACCGUCGAAUUCCCGCAGGGCACCAAGUCGCUGUCGUAUGAGGCCAAGGGUACUGGUGCCGCUCUGCUGCAGAUCGCCUACCAGUACAAUAUAAUUGAGAAGGAUCCAAAGCCGAGCUUCAGGAUUGAAACGAUCAUCAAGCCAGAAUCGCCGCCAUCCAAACUGGAGUUGAGCGUGUGCGUUGAGUAUGUCGAGGAGGGCAAGGCCAAGGCAUCCAAUAUGGCCAUAUUGGAGGUGUCCUUGCCAUCCGGUUUCACGGUCGACGAGGACAGCUUCAAGGAAAUUCAAGCAGUUAAGGGCGUCCGGCUGGUUGAGACCAAAAAUGAUGACUCUAUGGUGGUCAUCUACUUUGAGAGCCUGGCCAAGGGCGAAGUCACCUGUCUGCCCAUCGAGGCCUUGAAGACCCAUUCCGUUGCCAAUCAGAAGCCUGCCCCGAUUGUCCUUUACGAUUACUACGAUACGAACAAGAAGGCCACCGAAUAUUACCAAAUCGAGUCCAAGCUGUGCGACAUUUGUGAAGGCUCCGAUUGUCCAAAGUGCUGAGAGCAGGAUCCAAUCUUAAAUAGUUCUAUAUGCUUAUAUAUGCAAACGAAAUAAAAAAAAAUUAACUUUUGUGAUUAUUUAAUGUAAAA